Messenger RNA from Peromyscus californicus insignis, 5468 nucleotides. RefSeq names its product zinc finger protein 345-like. Lineage: Eukaryota; Metazoa; Chordata; Mammalia; Rodentia; Cricetidae. Bases 426 to 2828 code for a protein of 800 amino acids. Gene Ontology annotation, molecular function: DNA-binding transcription repressor activity, RNA polymerase II-specific. The record is from RefSeq and is a predicted model, not a curated record. The transcript has 4 exons. Gene Ontology annotation, biological process: negative regulation of transcription by RNA polymerase II.
GGAACAAAAAUUGUCAUAAAGUUCUUUUCUAUUGAGAAUAAUAUACAUACAUAUGAUUCAUAAAUCGGUAUGACUUUAAAUAUGAUAUUAAAUGCAAUGUCCCCUUUAGGGUCAGCUUUAGUACAACUGUACCAAGAACUUGUCAUUCCAGCUUCGCAGGGCAGUGCUGGGGCCUGAUGGGGCGGGACCUGAAAGUCAUCCAAUCAGCAGCCCGAUAGUGAGACCUUCCAAUCAGACGUUUAGAAAGGGUGGAGGGGGCGGGCUUUCACGUUUUGUUUCUGAAGUCCAGGAUCUUGGAAUCCUCCGCAGGCUGGGUCUCUUCCGGUGUGGACGCUGCCUCGGCCCCGCUGCAUCCGUUUGCCCCGCGUCUGUCGGGUACCGGGCCAUCCACGGGAGGACGUGGACACCGCGGACGCCGGGCCACCAUGGAACCGUUGACCUUCAAGGAUGUGGCCAUUGAUUUUUCUGGAGAGGAAUGGGAAUGCCUGAACUCUGAACAGCAGACUUUGUAUAAGGAUGUGAUGUUAGAGAACUAUAGGAACCUGGUCUUCUUGGGUCUUGCUGUGUCUAAGCCAUACCUGGUUACCUGUCUGGAGCAAAGGAAAGAGCCCUGGAAUGUAAAGAGGCAGAAGACAGUGCUCUUCUUCCCAGCUCUGUUUCCUCAUUAUAACCAAGACUUUUCACCAGAGCAGAACCUAAAAUACUCUUUCCAGGAACUGGUCAAUGGAAGUCAUAGGAAUUGUGGCCUUGACAAUUUGUACUUCAGAGAAGAAAGGGAAAGUAUAGAGGGGCAUGAAGUUCAGAAGACCUUUUAUAAUGGACAUAACCAGUUUGUUACACCUGAUACGAGGAGAAGCUUUCCUCCCAGGAGAGAGCGGGACCAUGAAAUGGCUCAAGAAAACCCUCAGGCUAUGCCCGUUAUUUGUGAAGAGCCAUGUGCUUCUGUCAGUAAACAUCAGAGUCAGUUUGUGAAAUGCGCCUCUUCAUUCAAAGAUAAUUUGGGAAAUACACAAAGGGGUCUAGUCCAUUCUUCAGUUAAUGACUUGAACAGUUUCAAAUGUAGCUUUGGGUUAAACUUUCAUUCAAACAUUUUUGUAGAUGAGGAACUUAAAAGUGAAGAAAAAAUUUCUAAAUGUGAUCAGUUUGAGAACUCCAUUAUGAAAAAUUCAUUAGUAUAUAAUGAACAAAUAGGACUUUCAUGUGCCAAAACACAGAAUUUCCAUAAAUAUGGCAGGUUCUUUACACAUCCAGUAUCACCUAGUCAAAAUUCAAAUACAGAUAUUUUAGAAAUCCAGUAUAUAUGUAAAGAAAAUAGGAAGGCCUUUACUGAGGAGUCUGCCUUAAGCAAUCACCAGGGCACCUACAUUGGAGAGACAGUAUAUCAAUGUAAUGAAAAUGAUAGCAACUUAACCCAGGAGUCAAAUCUUGCUAAUCAUCAGCCUGCUCCUUUCCCAAAGAACUUUUACAAAUGUUUCAAAUGUGACACAGUGUUUCAUCAAUACUCAGAACUUAUUAUCCACCAAUAUAUCCAUAUUCAAGAUCACAUUUCUAAGGGGAUGGAUUGUAACACAGCUUUCAGUAAAACUUCCAGCCUUACUAGAAGUAGUACUGGAGAAAAACCCUACAAAUGUAAGGAAUGUGGCAAAGCCUUUACCUAUUGUUCAAGCCUUAGACAACAUCAUAGAAUUCAUUCUGGAGUCAAACAUUACAAAUGUAAAGAAUGUGGCAAAGCCUUCUACCAUAAAUCACUCCUUACUCAGCACCAGAGCAUUCAUGCUGGAAAGAAGCCCUACUGCUGUAAAUUUUGUGGCAAAGCUUUUAAUCAAAGAUCCACUGUUACUCAGCACCAGAGGAUUCAUACUGGAGAGAGGCCCUACCAUUGUAAAGAGUGUGGCAAAGCUUUUCAUCAGAGGUCAAGCCUUAGCCUGCACCAGAGAGUUCAUACUGGAGAGAAGCCCUACAAAUGCAAAGAAUGUGGUAAAGCCUUCAACCGUAACUCACUCCUGACUCAGCACCAGAGGAUCCACACUGGUGAAAAGCCCUUCCACUGUAAAGACUGUGGGAAAGCUUUUAAUAAAAAAUCAAGCCUUACCCAACACCAGAGAAUUCAUACCGGAGAGAAACCCUAUUCUUGUAAAGAUUGUGGCAAAGCUUUUAAUCAAAGAUCAAGCCUCAGCUUACACCAGAGAGGUCACUCUGGAGAGAAACCCAAUAAAUGUAACGAAUGCGGCAAAGCCUUUAAUCGUGUUUUUUUCCUUACUCAACACCAGAAAAUUCAUACUGGAGAGAAGGCUUACCACUGUAAAGAUUGUGGCAAAGCUUUUAAACAGAGAUCGAGCCUCACUCAACACCAGAGAGUUCACACUGGAGACAAGCCCUAUCAUUGUAAGCACUGUGGCAAGGCUUUUACUCAGAGAUCCAGCUUUACUCGACACCAGAGAAUCCACACUGGAGAAAAGCCCUACAAGUGUCAAGACUGUGACAAAGCCUUCAGCCGUAAUUUACUUCUCAUUCAGCACCAGAGAAUCCACACGGGAGAGAAACCUUAUCACUGUCAAGACUGUGGCAGAGCGUUUAAUCAGAGAUCAAGCCUCACUCAACACCAGAGGGUUCACACUGGGGACAAGCCCUUUUGUUGUAAAGACUGUGGCAAGGCUUUUACUCAGAGGUCAAGCUUUAACCGCCACCAGCGAAUCCACACUGGCGAGAAGCUGUACAAAUGUAAAGGCUGUGACAGUACGUUCAGCUGCUCUUCCCGCCUUGCCGACCACCAGUGCCCUUCCUUAGGCAGCUGCUUCCAAGACCCCAAAUUCCUCCAGUAUAUGUGAGUUCAUUGUUCUGUUAAAGCCAGUUAGCCAACACAGAUGGAUCUGUUCUUAAAACAUGUAAUAUGUUUGAUUAUAUAAAAGAUACUUCUUUCUAUUGCAAUACCUUACUGGAUUCCCAGAAUCACAUUCUGGUUUAAUUGAGUAGUAGUUUUCUUUCUCGUCAUGUUGUCAACUGGUUCUUUGUUAAUAAUUGCAUUCUCAAAUGUUUUUCCCAAACACUUUCCAGAAUGUAUACGUAAAACAUAUACAUUGUCCAAUGUAUACAUGAAACUGUACACCAGGCUUCACACAAGAGUAGUUUCUUGGCAGGUACCAUUCGGAGUCUCCCUGUGACUUACAGUCCCAUCUCUAAAUUGUGUAGCACAGAGCUUGGCUGUCCCCUCCAGUUGUGUUUACCAUCUUUUCUACAGCACAAUUAAGAUGAUGUUUUCCAUGAGGAUAACUACAAGAAGCAGCUCUAACCCCGCAUGUCUAUUUUUUUCCUUCAGUCAAGAAACUGAGAAACCAUAGAGCCCAGAUAGCAGAAAGAAAGAAAAAAAACUUAUCCAGUAUAGAAUUGGUCUGAGGGUCUUGACUUCAGAGUACUGCUAAAAGACUGAAAAUAUGUAGCUGAUGCAUGCUGAAUGCACACUUUUUUAAAAUUAAAUUACAUUGGGGGGGGGCUGUUGUGUACCUCAGCAUGCAUGUGAGAGUCAGUGGGUAAUUGACAGUUCUCUAUCAUUUUAGCUUAUCAGGCUUGGCUGCAAAGCUCCUUUAUCUGAGUCAUCUCUUCUGUGAUUGGAUUUUAGGGUCUAGGGUUUUUCUGGCUUGACUAGAACAGCCUCUAUGGCAGAGAACCCUGCUGUUUUCCACCUUGUUGUAAUUAGAAAGUCAGGCAGACCACCUUCAGUUUCUGCACAGUGCAGAUAAUCUCCCUGAGAUUUGAAAACAGGACCGUAUUUAAAAAUGAGAAUGUACAGGAAAUGUAGGGAAACAUUUUUAUGUUGAGAUUUCAAAAAGACUCCAUUAAGCUGAAGGCCUUUUGAGUAAGUCUUUAGAGUUCUCCAGAUCAUGUCUGGUUGCAUAUUGCCACUGAUAAAAGGCUAUGUUAGUGUCCUGGUGAUGAGUGCAGAAUCUGUAAGAGCAAAGAAAUAAUGACAGCAUACUUGAUUAGAUACGUUAUCAGAAGGGAGAAGAGCUGAAAAUAGGGAAAGAUAGGUCAGCAUCUAACCCAGAGCUGUGAAACAACUAAUUGAAAACUAUACAUUGGAAGUGUUGUUUUCCUCAGCUGAUGGAGGACCAGGUCUAUUUCACCGUCAAAGGUUUUUACUGGGGCUGUUUUAUUCUCUGUGUUGGCCUAGAGUCAACCUGGGUCUCACCUGCCUGAAUCAUCAUUCGUGCAUUGGUCCAGGAUCACUGAGAACCGUCUCAUUGCACCUAGGACCUGCCAAAUAUUUAGGGGUCCAGAUUUCACAUUUGGUUCAGGCUAACAAUAUGUCAGAAAGAGGAAUGAAUGAUUCAGAAUUCUUUCACAGAAGAAUUUUUGGUUCUAUAGAGGAAUCAUUCCAGUACUCAAACGAGGAAACCUGUGGCCACCUACAGGCAAAAUAUACUCAACAAAUAAAUUUCUUCACAUAGCUCUUCUUUCUAAGACAACAACAAAAACAAACACACACAAAGCUGUCAUGGUUGGAAACUUCUAGAAAACUUCAGUAUAAAACAAGUGGACAAAAAAAUAGAAUUUUGUAUGAGGUGAUAAGUACAAAGAAGGGAAGGCGUGAUUGACACAUUUGAAUUUGGAAAAAAUUUCUUUAUUGUAUUCUAUGUUCUGAUGCACUUCCACAAGGGCGUUUUUUAGAAAAGUUGUUACUUCUAUUUGUUGCUUUUACCUUGUUGGAAGAUUUGAACUCUAAUAGAAUUAUCUUAGAGAAAUUUAAAUUGGCUGUUUUAUGUUAGUAAAUGGAAAAGUAAUUGUUGUGGUUUGCUUUCUGUUGCUGUGAUAGAAACCAUAACCAAGAGCAGCUUGGGGAGGAAAUGGUUUGUUUUAGCUUCCUUUUCCAGGUAGCAGUCUAUCAUAGGGAAGUCAGGGUAGGAGCUAAGGUGGGAGCAGGGAAUGGAACGUGGAAGAGAGGUGCUCACUGGUUUGCUCCCCCUGGCUCCUGCUCAGCCAGCUUCCCUAACCAUCCCAGGACUACCUGCCUGCCCUUGGGUGGCACUGUGCACAGUAAACUGGGUUCCCCCACAUCAGUCAACAAUCAAAACCAUUACAGACUUGGUUAGGCCAUUCUGAUCUGGGCAAGUCCUCAGUCCCUCAGUUGAGGCUCCCACUUUCCACAUGACUCUUGGUGUGUCAAGUUGACAGUAGAAACAAACAAGGACAGUUAAGUGUAAGGUAGUGGUUAGGGCGGAUAAAAGAGAAGCUGCUGUAGCAAUACGGCAGCCAGAAGCCUGCAUCCUGUUUCUGGUUCCACAGAUGCUCAGGAGACAUUCUGAGGCCCUGCUCAAGUCCACGCCAACCAGCAGUCUCCCCUCAGAAGAGACAAUACGUCAGCACAUUUGGUGGAUAUGCCAGCCUCAAACUUUUCCCAGACCUAAAAGAAGAUAAGUCUGUUUGAUGGGAUGGCAUCUUGAUUUCUCAUUAAACCUGUAUCCAGAAAUCUU